Dovyalis caffra is the source of this 1161-nucleotide messenger RNA. The record is from the annotation of a GenBank genome assembly. Lineage: Eukaryota; Viridiplantae; Streptophyta; Magnoliopsida; Malpighiales; Salicaceae.
AUGGGAAUACCAGCAUUCUAUAGAUGGUUGGCGGAGAAGUAUCCGCUAAUCAUUGCCGACGUCAAGGAAGAAACGCCGCUUGUAGUCAACGGCGUUUUGGUCCCAAUCGAUACUUCCCAUCCUAAUCCUAACGGUAUCGAGUUCGACAAUCUCUAUCUUGACAUGAAUGGAAUCAUUCACCCUUGUUUUCAUCCCGAAGGACUGCCAGCUCCGACUACAUACGAGGAGGUUUUCGCUGCAGUUUUCAAAUACAUUGAUAGGAUCUUUUCCAUUGUUAGGCCUCGAAAACUCCUCUUCAUGGCUAUUGAUGGUGUUGCUCCACGAGCUAAGAUGAAUCAGCAGCGGUCUAGGCGUUUUAGGGCUGCUAAAGAUGCUGCUGAUGAAGCCUUGUCUAUAGAGAGAGAUGGUGGGAUUGUCUCCGAAUCACAAGAAGGGAAAACAGCUUUUUCAGAGCAGAAGAAGAAUCUUGACUCGAAUGUAAUCACACCUGGAACUGAGUUUAUGGAUUUGUUGUCGUCAGCUCUUCGUUAUUACAUUCGCUUGAGGAUGAAUGAGGAUUUGGGGUGGCGGGGAAUAAAGGUCAUUCUUUCUGAUGCCAAUGUGGCUGGUGAAGGAGAGCACAAGAUAAUGUCAUACAUCCGCUUGCAAAGGAAUCUACCAGGUUUUGAUCCAAAUACACGGCAUUGCUUGUAUGGAUUGGAUGCGGAUUUGAUUAUGCUUGCAUUGGCUUCCCAUGAAAUUCAUUUCUCGAUUCUAAGAGAGAAUACUGGAAAUUCAAGCAUAGGCGGUAAAGCCUCAGAAAAAAAACAUAGACCGAUGAAGCGCCAGAAAUUAAAUGAGAAUUCAGAGCAAGUGGGAAAGUUUGCUGAGAACAUAGAAGACUAUAUCUCACGGCUGAAUUUUCUGUUUCUCAACAUUUGGAUCUUGAGGGAGUAUUUAGCAUAUGACAUGAGAAUAUUGGACACAACCUUGAAAGUAGACCUGGAGCGUGUGAUUGAUGAUUUUGUCUUUAUGUGUUUGUUCGUUGGCAAUGAUUUUCUGCCCCAUAUACCAUCACUGGAAAUAUCUGAGGGGGCUAUCGAUUUGCUCAUGACAGUUUACAAAAAGGAAUUUGCUCGGAUGGGUGGUUACCUAACAAAUUCUUUUGAGGUGAAUAACUAG